This is a messenger RNA of Nannochloropsis gaditana CCMP526, 286 nucleotides long. Its product is annotated as trna rrna methyltransferase -like protein. Gene Ontology annotation, biological process: rRNA methylation. The record is from RefSeq and is a predicted model, not a curated record. Gene Ontology annotation, molecular function: methyltransferase activity. The transcript has 2 exons. The annotation marks the transcript as partial.
GGAAGGAGGAGGGGACCGGGCGGAGGUGCCGCGUGUGAUGGAAGGCUACGAUUAUAUCUACGGGGUCUCACCAGUAUUGAGCGCCUUGCUGAGUAGGCGGCGGGACGUGGAGGAGUUGUACGUGCAGGAGGGGAUGACUUUGAAGGAUAAGAAGGAUAAAGCCGCCGUGUCAAAGAUCUUGGCCUGGGGGGAAGAGGGGGAGGGCGGGGCUUGCGCGGUGAAACGAACGGUGACGCAAAAGCACUACCUGAAUUUAUUGGCGGACAACCGGCCGCACCAAGGCUUC